Plasmodium fragile is the source of this 1545-nucleotide messenger RNA. RefSeq lists its product as uncharacterized. The record is from RefSeq and is a predicted model, not a curated record. Lineage: Eukaryota; Apicomplexa; Aconoidasida; Haemosporida; Plasmodiidae. The coding region runs from base 1 to 1545 and encodes 514 amino acids. The transcript has 2 exons.
AUGAAUAACCAGGAAGAAGAAAAAAAAGGGGAGCGACAGAAAUCAGGAAGGAGGAGAAUCGACAUUCGUUUUGAUGUAGAUGAAAUGGACAUUCCUGUUGAUAAGACUGGCGGAGAGAAGCAGCACACGCCAGCGAGCGAUGGUUUCCACAUGAGCAGAGAUAAGAACGAACAUGUGAACACAAAUGGAAACACCCAGGUAAACCAACGCCUGUCGAAAAAGAAUGAAACAUCCGAGGACAAGGAACAGUUGCUAAUAUUUAAGAACUACAUGCAAAGGGAGGCUGCAAAGAGCAGCGAAGAGACCAAGGAACAGCAACCCAGUAAAGAAUUGAAUGUUUCGAAAAAGGAACACAAGAAUGGCGCAGAUGAGGACGAGUUCGAAAUCCCGAUACAUAGGAAAAAAAGAAACCAUCGUACUAAUUUUUUAAGUGAAAGCUUUUUUAAAAAUAAAGAUUAUGAAGAGGAGGAUCAGCAGGAGGAAAACAAGAGAUUGCACAUAUUGGACAUUUUCAAUUAUCAUGAUUUUCCUGCAAAUUUAUUCGGGAGAAAAAAAACGAACACAAGAAAUAAGGAAAAAAAAUUUGUCAUCGAGUUUGUGGACACAUAUAAUGACGAUUUUGUAAAAAAAAACAUUAACAAUAAUCUUAUAUUUGAGUCAAUAGGGGUAUGUAAAGGAAUUUCCUUUUUGCACAUAAAUAAAAAUAUCAAUGUAAACUGCCUAGGGUUCAAAGACAACAAUGCUUUUUAUUUUUACAAAAUGAUACCAUUCGAUAAAAUUUACUCGAAGGAUAGCAUGAGCAAAAUGUUAAGUAGCAAAAGUGCCUCUCCCCAAAAUGAGGAUACAAGACAGCAGAGUAAUAGGAAAGGACACCAACAGAACAGCGAUUUGGACAGAGCAAACAAAAACGAAGAAAGUAAUCCCCUUUGGGAAAAUUAUAAUAUGAUAAAAAAUUACCUUUUUAAUGAAAAAAAACAAGAAAAAACGUUGUACAAUGAUUUAUAUUUAUCCCCCUAUGAAAAAAAUUUAAAAUCAAGUAUAUGUAUAGGGACUCAUAUAUACUCCAAAGAAAGGGCCGUUAAAAAAUGCUUCGGUUUACUAAUAGAGCAAAACGUAUACACUGCUGAUCAACCCCAGGAUGAAAAUUCAUCAGUCAAUAAAAAUUUGGAAAAUUUGUACUUCGAUUUUCCAUUCUAUAGAAACCAAAUAAGCUUCAAACCUAUUUACUAUCCGUAUAAGAAUAUCCCCAUUGUGAGCCACUCUUUUCAGAGUUAUUUUAAAAAUAUCCAAUGGGAGAACAUGAACAAGUUGAAGGAUGCUCAGUUUUAUUACGAUGUAAAAAACAGCUUCUUCAAUUUUUCAAGGGACGUAUAUUUGACGACCAAGGGGGCUAUUAAGCACUUCGAUUCGCCCAAGGACUUCAUCUUCCAAACCGCUAACCGAAUGAAGGAUAUCAACUUCCAAAUGAAGAAGAUUUGCGAAAGGUCAUUUUAUAUAGUACACGAUUCCGUAAUGAGACUCAGCAAGGUCUCCAAAAGUUCUUAA